CGCGGCGUGCCGCAAAUGUAGUAGUAUACGUGUGUGUGUAGCAUAAGGCCAUAGCGAGUAGUUUUGAUCCGCGCGCAGUCAUUAUUACGCCACUGCUCCGCGACGACGACGACGAUAUAUUUUCGGAGUGCGCGCCGAAACCAUCGUAUACAGGAGGAAAAAGCGUCUGUGUUGUCGUGUAACGCAUAGAAUAGUGUGCACCGGCACGGACUGUGUAUAUAUGCACAAAGUGUCAAUAGGCUGCGUCGAGCGACCAGUGCAAAUUGUCGUAUGUGCAGCAGCACUGCACUGCGCGCCUCCGAAAUUAUAUACAAGUGCGAAAAUCGAAAGUGUCGAGCGUGUGAUGUGAAUAGGCAAACAUGUCGCUCACCGGCUUCGUCGAAUUCUUUCAGAAAGGCAAGACGUUUCGACCGAAAAAGAGAAUAAACGAGGGUACGCUUCGUUACUCGCUAUACAAGCAAGCCCAGGCUUCUUUGAAUUCGGGCAUCAAUUUGCGAGACACUGUCAAAUUACCACCCGGUGAAGAAUUGAACGAUUGGAUUGCCGUUCACGUUGUCGAUUUUUUCAAUCGAAUCAAUCUGAUAUAUGGGACCGUGUGCGAAUUCUGUGACUCAAAGUCUUGUCCCACGAUGAGCGGAGGCUCUCGCUACGAAUACUUAUGGGCCGAUGGUGCCACUUAUAAAAAACCAACGGCUCUACCUGCCUAUCAAUACAUCUCCUUGUUGAUGGAUUGGAUCGAAGAGAGAAUCAACGAUGAGAGUUACUUCCCAGUUUCGAGUGAUGUGCCAUUCCCGAAAACUUUUGGACCGUUGUGCAAAAAAAUUUUAACGAGACUCUUCAGAGUUUUUGUACACGUAUACAUACAUCAUUUUGAUCGAAUAAUUGCUAUAUCGGCCGAAGCUCAUGUGAAUACUUGUUACAAGCACUUUUAUUACUUCGUAACGGAAUUCAAUCUCAUCGAGCCGAAAGAACUUGAACCUUUGGUGGAAAUGACAAAGAGGCUUUGCAAAGAUAUCGACUAUUCCAAAGACCCAGGACCAAGAAUUAGAUAAAAGAUAAACUAAAAUUUUUAUAGAAUUUUUAGAGCAACAAUGGCGUGUGUCAUUCGCUUGACGCGCAUUUAAUUAAAAUUUGUAAAUAAUAUAAUUUAUACAUAUAAUUGUGUACGUGACUCAGAGUUAUAUUCGAAUUUAUAGCUUUUAGGAAACUUGUACUUGAUAUUAUCAACUAUCGUAGACCAUUUGUAUUUAUCAUCGAUAUUUUCCACGUGUAAUUAAAUUAAUAUUUACUUAAUAUAGUGCCAAAACUGUAGGAAAAAGUUUGAUUUUCAGAUGAUUUUCUGAUUUCUAUUGAAUAUUUUUCAGAAACCUAUGAAGUAAAAGAACUUUGUACAUCGGGUUCGAAUUGCGAUUUUCUUAAAAUUAUUCAAUAAAAAGUUUGAAUAGCAUUUGUGAAAAUGUUAUAAUGCAUGACUUCUUCGGCAUCUUGCCAAACAAUUAUUCUAGUCAAAAUUAAAUGAAAAAAUUUGUUGAUUUAUAUAAUUUUAUUGAGAAUUAUUGCGACAUUUUUUAUGCUUAAUGAAAUUAAGCCUGUAAUGGAUAACAAAACUUAAAAUGAUAUUAAUAAAGGUGAAAGUGCAACUUA
This is a messenger RNA of Trichogramma pretiosum, 1644 nucleotides long. RefSeq names its product MOB kinase activator-like 3 (gene Mob3). Gene Ontology annotation, cellular component: nucleus; cytoplasm. Gene Ontology annotation, biological process: positive regulation of protein phosphorylation; signal transduction. Gene Ontology annotation, molecular function: protein kinase activator activity. The transcript is spliced from 5 exons. The record is from RefSeq and is a predicted model, not a curated record. NCBI's taxonomy places the organism in Eukaryota, Metazoa, Arthropoda, Insecta, Hymenoptera, Trichogrammatidae. Bases 360 to 1052 code for a protein of 230 amino acids.